Ceratotherium simum simum (southern white rhinoceros) is the source of this 1620-nucleotide messenger RNA. NCBI's taxonomy places the organism in Eukaryota, Metazoa, Chordata, Mammalia, Perissodactyla, Rhinocerotidae. The record is from RefSeq and is a predicted model, not a curated record.
UUGAAAAGAACUUCUUUAGGAGACUUUCAUACAGUUAAACUAUUUGCAAACCACAGUUUCAUCUACGUCAAUAUGCAACAUUUUAAAACCACACAAAAAGGAAAGGAAAUUUUUUGUACAGCCAGCAGUCCUGCAAUGGGGCUGCUGCCGCCGCGGCUUGUCAAACAGCUCGGGCUUCUCUGAAGAUUUGAAGUGAGGCCCGCUGAGGCUCAGAGAAGACAUCUCCAGAGUCCUCCUUACUUUCCCUCAAGAUGACAAACAGUUCUAUCUUCUGCCCAGUUUACAGAGAUCUGGAGCCAUUCACGUAUUUUUUUUAUUUAGUUUUCCUUGUUGGAAUUAUUGGGAGUUGUUUUGCAACCUGGGCUUUCACACAGAAAAACACAAAUCACCGGUGUGUGAGCAUCUACUUAAUUAAUUUGCUUACAGCUGACUUCCUGCUCACUCUGGCAUUACCAGUGAAAAUCGUUGUCGACUUGGGCGUGGCACCCUGGAAACUGAGGAUAUUCCACUGCCAAGUAACAGCCUGCCUCAUCUACAUUAACAUGUACUUAUCAAUUAUCUUCUUAGCAUUUGUCAGCAUUGACCGCUGUCUUCAGCUGACACACAGCUACAAGGUUUAUCGCAUACAAGAACCUGGAUUUGCCAAAAUGAUAUCGACUGUCGUGUGGCUAAUGGUCCUUCUCAUAAUGGUGCCAAAUAUGAUCAUUCCCAUCAAAGACAUCAAGGAAAAGCCAAAUGUGGGGUGCAUGGAAUUCAAAAAGGAGUUUGGAAGAAACUGGCAUCUGCUGACAAAUUUCAUAUGUGUAGCAAUAUUUUUAAAUUUCUCAGCCAUCAUUUUAAUAUCUAACUGCCUUGUGAUCCGACAACUCUACAGACACAAAGAUGAUGAAAACUAUCCAAACGUGAAAAGAAGUCUCAUCAGCAUCCUUUUAGUGACCACAGCGUACGUCAUAUGUUUUGUUCCUUAUCACAUCGUCCGGAUCCCGUACACCCUCAGCCAGACAGAGGUCAUAUCUGACUGCUCCACCAGGAUCGCACUCUUCAAAGCCAAAGAGGCCACGCUGCUCCUGGCGGUGUCGAACCUGUGCUUUGAUCCCAUCCUGUACUAUCAUCUCUCAAAAGCCUUCCGCCUAAAGGUCGCUGAGACUUUUGCUUCCCACAAGGAGACCAAGCCUCAGAAAGAAAAAUCAAGCUGUGAAAACGAUGCAUAACAUAUGGGAUUUUUCAUGCUCUUCCUACUCGCCUUAGUGGACAAUAAGUACAGAACUAACGGGAAAGAGAAAAAAAAAGAGCCUCAGUAAGUAAAAAUACAGACAGCUAGCAAAUGUGGCCUGGUUUACCGAGAAACCCCGUUUCCAAAUGCAAGCCAAGGAGGAGUACUCCAGUGGUUGCUGACGCUCCUCAGCCCAAACAUUUGUACAAAAACCCAAAGUCCUGUUGAACCAAUGUACAACCCUGUAAUAGCCUUGAAAUGCAAAUGAGUUCAACGACCGAGACUCAGAGUGGUCAUUUAAAUGCCUGGAACUGACUUCUUCAUAGAAAUAUGCGAAGUAAUCUCUAUGCGGAAGUUGCCAGAAAGCCCUUCAUUCAGUAACACAAUUUAAAGCCCUUUAGAUCACU